Solenopsis invicta (red fire ant) is the source of this 986-nucleotide messenger RNA. It is a transcript of the gene 140up, whose product is annotated as RPII140-upstream gene protein. Lineage: Eukaryota; Metazoa; Arthropoda; Insecta; Hymenoptera; Formicidae. The transcript has 5 exons. Gene Ontology annotation, cellular component: mitochondrion. The record is from RefSeq and is a predicted model, not a curated record. The coding region runs from base 169 to 954 and encodes 261 amino acids.
AUUUCAUGUGGAAUGAGCUUUAGUUCGUCUGCUAUCAGGAGUGUAGCGAGUGUUGCACUAGGGAACCGUAGUGCAGCCAAGCGAAGGAAACUGGACUAGAAGAUUUAUCAAUGUUUACUAUAUGUAACUAUACAAAUAUAUUUAGUAACAAGUUAUUCAGAACUUAAAAUGAUACGCAUAUUAAUCAGAAGUCCAUUGUUAAUGUCCAUAUAUCCAUUUCAAAAGAAUAAUCAAUAUGACAAGCCUGUGAAUGCAAUAAUGAAACCAUUAGAUGAUGAACUGGGUUGGGACAGAGUAAAAAAAAUAUUUUCAGUGGAUGAAAGUGGCUUGUUUACAAAAGAAUUGCAAUCUAUCAUAAAUAUAACUCUAUCAGGUUUUGCAAUUGGUUUAGCUGUAGGUGGUAUGAGUGCAACAAAGAAUACAGUAGAUCAUUUCAUUACAACUAACGAAGCAACAAAGUUUACAAGUCAUUUUGAUGCAAAAUGGAGUCUGCAACAGCAAGUUGCUACAAAUUUUUUAAAGAAGGGUGCAAGAUUAGGAGCAAAACUUGGAAUAUUUUGUUUUAUUUUUAGUUCCAUAACAACGUGCACAACAGCAUAUCGGGGUAAGCUAGCUGUAGAAAAUUAUAUGUUGGGUGGUUCCAUAACAGGAUUAUUAUUUAAAAUAAAUUUGGGACUUCGAGCGACACUUGUUGGCACUGGACUUGGUACUGUAUUAGGUGGAAUAUGUGGUGGUAUAUCAGUCAUUAUUCUCAAGUUAUCAGGAGUAACUAUAGAUCAAGUAUUAGAUGCACAACAUGAGUGGAUAAAAUCGAGAAAUGAUAAGAUGCAAGAGAGAAUAAAAGAAUGUAUGAAAUCUGAAUUACCAGAAAUACAAAAAAUGUAUGAAGAAAAUAGAAAACUACAGAAUAUUCAACAAAAAGAUGUUGGAAGCAAAGAAAUAAUAAACCCAUAAUUAUAUAAAUAAAUAUUGUAAAUAGAAAGACA